AUCGAGUUUCGUGUUCCGUUUCGGUUCGACCGUCCCCGCACCAUCCCCUGUUUGCUAUUGCCCGUACUUCCCGUCCCGACACUGUACCCGGGCAGGGCCUUAUCAAACCCGCUUCCAACCACCCCCUUUCUGAAACACAGCACAAGUGUGUGUGUGUGUGUGCCGUCUCGCCCUUUGGCUGGGAUUUACUGUACGCAUCGAUCGCAGUAGCCAGUAGACAGUGGAAUAAAGGGGCAAACCCCCAUCUGUUUGUGCCUUUGUGACAGCGAGCUUUGCCGAGAAGCAUUGAUAAAAAGAAUCCAUUGUAAAUGUGCAUCCACCACCCUUUCGCGAUUAGUUUCAUUCCGAAGCGCACUGUGUGGUGUGUAUGCAUAUUUAGCGAAUGAAUCAACACCAGCUGGUUCAGUAUCGACAGGAGCAGAAAAAAAAAACAACAGCACGGCCACCCUUUGCGAAUCAUCGACCAGCGCCAUCGCAGCAACACCCGCCGAACGAACCUCCGGCGGCCUUUGCUUUAGCAGCUGAUGCGCAGGCAGGUGAACAAGGAACAGUAGGCUAAGCAAGAAGGAGCAGCAGCAGAUUAAACUGGCCAAGAGGAAACAAGAUCAUCGCAAACAAACUCGAACCGCGCACUCCCUCUCUGUCUCUCUCUCUCUCUCUCGCUCUGGUGACGAUGAUGGGCGUGGACGGCAGCACCCGGCGCUAGAAAGGAGAACCGCAAACGCUAUAAAGACACACAGACACACACGCAAGUGCCUAACAGGGAGAGGUGGUGCCGUCGAAGCAUAAAAAUUGUAAUUAUAAUAAUGGUCGCGGCCAAUCGAUCGAACGUUGCUGCCGGUGGUCGAUUAGAACGGAACUCCCGUACCUAUUAACCUCGGUCCGAAGGUGCCGAAAUUGGGGACGACCGGUCUGAGGGGCGCGGACACCGCGGUUCGAAUUGAUAUUCCUCUAACACCGGUGAACGACGCACCCGCCGGAAAAGGGAAGCCCUGCUUCGAAGGGAGUUCGUUCGGAACAAUAAGCAAUAAUACAUUUAGAGAAAAGGAGAUAGGAGCAACAGUCGAAAUUUCCCGGACCGAAAACGGCAAGCAAUACUGCAGAGGAACUACACAAACACACGCACCGGGAAUUUAAUUUCGAGCGACAUUUGAAGCGACCAUCGCCGCCAGACCGUCGGCCCGAGGACCGAAAGGAAGAAGCAGCAGCAUCGGAACACAGAAUUCGUGCGACGUUUGCAAAUUGAGUGUGCGAAAGAGAGGGAGAGAAGCGGCCAGAUGGCGACGACGAAUAAAGAGGUCUACCACGAAGGCUGGCUCAAAUCGCCACCGACGAAACGUAUCUGGCGCGCGCGAUGGCGACGGCGCUGGUUCACGCUCAAGCAGGGUGAGCUGCCCGGUCAGUUCUUUCUCGAGUACUACACCGAUCGCAAAUGCCGCAAGCUGAAGGGCAUCAUCGAUCUCGACCAGUGUGAGCAGGUGGACGCGGGGCUGCGGCUCGACCGGCAGAAGGAAAAGUACGCGCACAUGUUCGACGUGAAGACGCCGACCCGCACCUACUAUCUGGCCGCGGACACCGAGGAGGACAUGCGCGGCUGGGUGAACUGUAUCUGCCAGGUGUGCAGCCUGCAGGAAACGCAAACCGUGGACGAUCGGCCAUAUUACAACAUCGGCGCAAUCAAUAUGGCGGAUGCGGUCAACAUGGCGGACACGGUGGUAGAGACGAGGGCACCGACCCGAUCGACGAGCAACGGGGCAGCAGCAGUAAUGGAAACGACGGACGUGUCAAACGAAACCGAAACGACCAUGCUGAAUCAUUCGGUGGUGGGAGAGGCAGCCGCAGCGGAUCCGUCACAGCACCAUCACAACAGCCAACAGGCGGCAAAGCGUACACCACCGGCGGCCUACAACCCGUACGGCACGUACCAGAACGAGGAAAUGAUGGGCUUUCGCUCGAUGGACUACACCAACCGGGAGACGAUCAUUUGCGAGGCAAAGCUGGGACAAACGGUACCGAACGCGGAGGCGUACUCGAACCUGGACGUCAUCAUCGAACGCUCCCAGUCGUUGCGUGGUAAGCCGACGGCGAAGAAUGGCGAACCCUCCAGCUCGUCAACAAUGACGAACGGUAUCGGUACGGGUACGGCCAGCUCGAUGGGGCAUCAUAUGCGUACACAGUCGCUCAAUAUUGACCAUCAGCAGCACAGCAGCAGCAGCAGCAGCAACGUGGUGAAAAAGAUUCCGGAAAAUCUGAAACUCACCGACCGUUCCCCGUCGACCAGUGCGUUCGAUAGUGGGCCAGAGCAACCGUCCCCGGCCCUGAGCACCUCGUCCGGACCGUACAUCCCGAUCAGCGAGUGCUACUCGGGCAGCCCGGUGACGCCGCUGAACUCGCUCGAUCCACGCUUCUACGAAACGCCGCGCAGUCACACCAACAUCGGCUUCAAUCUCGUCAACAACGAGCAGCCGUACUCACCAAAGAGAAACAACGUCGGUGGAGGGCCACUAGCCACCGGACCCUCCUGCAGUGGUAAAUCGAGCCCGUCCGAUUCGGAGAGCGUGUUUACGGACGAUGAGUGGACUGCUGGGUCGCCGAGCGAUGGAAUGCGUGGUGGUCGUGAGGGAGCUACGAACGGAGGUGGUGGUGUUCGUGGAGGUACAGGAGGGGCUGGUGGUACGAUCGAUAGAAGCACCCGGCCGUCGGACAGUUCGAUCGAGAAUGAUGCGGUCGGGUGGACGUAUGUGCAGCGCUUCUCCAAAGUGCCCAACACGGAGGAAACACAGCAGCAGCAGCAGCAGCAGCAGCAGCAGCAGCAACAGUUGAAGCAAGUGCAAGGUGCUAGCGCUGGGAAUGCCCCCGGCGCUCCACCAAGACCGCCGAAACGGACCAGUCUGAACUUGGAGGGUAUAGAAAAAACCAAGGACAUAAUAUCUUCCGACACGGAGAACGUUUCACCUGCCAUCGGACCGAAAGAAGCAAGCGCGCACAUUGAACAGUUCUACGAUAUUCCACGUUCCCAUCAGCACCCGUACACUGGCAGUAGUAUGCACCUUCCCGAUGGCGAUCUGCUGUCACCAUUAAGCCAGUGCGAUCUGGUCGCUUCCAGCACGCCAAAUCUGAUCAGCGAUUUCGGGUCGGGCAGCCAGUGCGGUACGCUGGGACGCCCCCGGCCCCACUGCUACACCAAUGCUGCCCCGACAAAGAUCGAAGGCAAUGUGUUUCGUUUCGAUUUCAGUGAACAGUCCGACGCAUCAGCCCCGGCCAUUAAUCGCCGCUUAAAGCCACGCUCGUCGUUCGAUAUCACCAAAUCGUCGAUCGAGUCCGUGACGCAGGGCGUUAAGCAGCAGAUGUCGCUCGGUGGCGCUGGUACGACGGCACCGCCAGUGCCCAUCCCAAACGGUGGCAGUGCUAACGGGGGCGGUCAAUCUGCCAAGAGUCCACCGACGGUUGAUCGUACGCGCAAGCCCGCAACUCCAAAGAUCGGUACUAAUUCGAUGCGUCGGAAGGGUGGACCGGUAUCGUUAAAUCUCGCCUCCAAUCAAGCGACCGAAAGCACGUACGGUAACACACAGGAUGCGAGCAUUUCAAUGCUCUCGGUGAUAUCGCCACGCGCUACCAGUAAGAACGAAGAUCGCCUACAGUAUCUCGAUCUGGAUCACUCGAACAGCCCACAGAAAGGAUCCAACCAAAAUGCCAUCUACUCGGCCGGUCCUAGCAGCAGUAUCGUCGGUGCAGGACAAGGAGCAUCAGGAGCAUCUGCGGCGCACGGUGGUGGCAGUAAUGGAAAAAAUCACCACCACCAGCAACAAAACCACCAUCAUCCGGUAGCGUCGACCAGCUCGCUAUCGCACGACAGUACCGGCGGUCAUCACGGUGGCACAUCUGCUCGGCAUCAUCGGGACGGUGGCGAAACGGGCACAGCGAAGCCCACCAUACAGACAAGCCGCACACCGUACACGACGGUCGAUUUCGUUAAAACGGACGCGUUCAAUCGGGUCCGCGCCGACUCGGAACUGACGCGCGCACAAUCCCGCCUAAAGGAUCAAACGUCUUAGACGCGACCAGCGCAAAUGCUUUUCGAAGGGUCGAAGGGUGUGUGCGCGAUUCAUAUCCAACACAUAUAUUCGGUCUUCCGCCUUUCAUUGGCUUGUCGCUUUUUCCAAUUUUUGCUUUUGCUACAACUCCAAUUCCCUCGAAUGUUGGGAACACGGGAACAUGAUGGACUCGCUAACAUAUACGCACAUGGAAAGACUGGUGGAAAUGUAGCACGGGAGAAGGAAACGGAGCACGAAUGGAUGAAACUGAAACACUAUUACUA
Anopheles merus is the source of this 4318-nucleotide messenger RNA. RefSeq names its product protein daughter of sevenless-like. The record is from RefSeq and is a predicted model, not a curated record. Lineage: Eukaryota; Metazoa; Arthropoda; Insecta; Diptera; Culicidae.